CUCCCGCCGGCUCCGGAGCGCUCCUUCCCGGCCAGCCUCCAGCUGUGAGCCGCCGUGCUUCCUCCGUGUCUCCGUGGGGCCUCCCGUCGUCUCCUCCCGGUGGAAGAUGCUUCUCCUUCCCGCCGCUCUGCUCCUGUGCGCGGCCGCCCCGGUGUCCGCCGCCGCCUCCCGGACCGGACCCAAAGUCACGGACAAGGUGUUUUUCGACAUCACAGUUGCGGGUCACGAGGUCGGACGCAUCGUCAUUGGUUUGUUCGGGGAAGUCGUCCCGCUCACCGUCAACAACUUUGUUGCCUUGGCAACCGGAGAGAAAGGUUAUGGCUACAAAGGCACAAAGUUCCACCGAGUCAUUAAGGAUUUUAUGAUCCAGGGAGGAGAUUUCACAGCUGGAGACGGAACCGGAGGUCACAGUAUUUAUGGGACAACAUUUGCAGAUGAAAACUUUAAACUGAAGCAUCUCGGAGCUGGAUGGGUGAGCAUGGCCAACGCCGGCCCAGACACCAACGGAUCGCAGUUCUUCAUCCUCGCCGCCCGGGCGCCGUGGCUCGACGGGAAACACGUGGUUUUUGGGAAAGUCCUGGACGGAAUGUCCGUCGUCCACACCAUCGAGCUCCAGGACACCAACGACAGAAACCUGCCCAACACCGAGUGUGUGAUCGUCAACAGCGGCCGCAUCGCUGUCAAGGAACCCUUCAUGGUGGAGGUGGAGGGUUGGUAGAAAAAAAACAAAAAACAAACAAACGCAGGAGAAGAAGAAACUAUGGUUACAAUAUGACACAGAUCAGUCAGAAGUCCAUCAGGAAAGACGACUCAGACACUUUUAUUUAGCACUCAAACAAGUCAAUGAUAAUAAUAAUAAUAAUAAUAAUAAUAAUAAUAUGAUUUUAUUAAGUACCAGCUGUGCUGCCAUUACAGGAUAGUAUCAAGUACUAAAAUAAACUAAAACAGGAGUUUAAGUUUUUGUAAAGUGUUAGCGUUUCUGUCUUAAAUGACCUCUGGAGACAAAAUAACUAAAAACAAAAUAAUCAUAAUAAUUUGUCGUGCUAUUCUUUUCAAUUGUUCGUCAUUUGUUGAGAAUAUUUUUGACUGUUACUAAAGUCUAGUUAUAUUAACACUAUUUAGGUUUUAGGUUCAAAUAAAUCCUGAUAUUUAAUACACUGCACUGGCACUACCGUAGCUACGCCUUCUUAUGCUAAAAUGCUAACACACUAAUCACUACCUGAUCUGUACCAGAAACAUGAUUUACUCCACCCGUGAUAAUACUAAUUCAUAUCACUAGUAUUUAAGUAAAUUUUAGCAGAAAAUCGAUAUAAACCUCACCUUUGGUUGUAUUAACAUUUUUACAAACUAUAGGGUUAUAUUUUAAAUCAAACACAACAAUAGCUAGCCACCUAACAGCAGCUAGUAUUCACUAGCGAGAUAACAGAAGUGAAUAGUAUCAAAGUAAUAGAGGCUAAUGUAGGCUAGUGAGAUAACAGCAGAUAAGGCUAGCUAGCAAGCUCACAAUAGCUAAUAUUAGCUCGGAACCUAACAGCAGCUAACAUUGUCUAAUGAGCUACCAGUAGCUAGCAUUAUUAACAACCUAAGAAAAAUAGAAAUUACAAAAUAAGUGACAGUAAAAUCCUAAAAGAUUCAGGGAUAUUGAUAAACAUUUAUUUUUAGAUCUUUUUAAAUUUAGCUAAUCUGUAUUCAUUAGCCUCAUUUAUGAGACACAAAAGAAAAUAUGUAUUUAUUUGAUAAGAUUAGUUGAAACCUUGAAUUUCGUAGCUAACAUUAGUGAGCGAGCUAAGCAAAAUGGAAACUACAAAUGACAGUAGAUUCUGGGAUUUUGCUAAACAUUUAUUUCUAGACCCUGUUUUUGAAAUUUAUAAAUAAUAUUUAGCUAAUCUGCAUUCAUUCAGCAUCAUUUAUAAGACUCAAAAGAAAAAUGUGUAUUUAUAUGACAAGAUUAAUUGAAACCUUGUAUUUCAUCAUCAGGAGAACUGAAUAUUAAUUUAAUUAAAUAUAGAACUUUAUUUAAAAAUACUGGUGACAGUAAGUAGUAUUUUCACAGAUAUAGAAUAACUUAGCACAGAUUGAGUGUUUUAGCAACGGAAAACUUAUUUAGGGCCACGUUAAAGGCUUCGUUCCUGUAAAGUUUUGUAUAAUAAAUGAGUUAAGGUUUUAUUAUUAUUAUUAUUAUUAUUAUUAUUAUUAUUAUUAUUAUUGGCUGACAAACAUUUUGCGUCUUUAAUAAAACCCACUAAAGGACUUCUGAUUGAUCUCGACUGUAUGCAGAUGAAAACUAAUAUAAGUAACAGAUAUUUUACGUAUUUAUCAAGAGAACAUAUCAACUAACAGAUGUGAAACAGUUGUAAUGUGUCAGAGACAUGACCACUAACAGGAACACCGAUGAAAUUAACAUGAAUCUGUGGUAAAUUAACAUGUGUUAGCCUAAUGACGCUACCUGGGUUUAACGACCGAACGUUCGACUCCUCAUGGACGUAAAACAGUGGAUAAUAUUUCUGUUCUUCCAAUGACCUUUUACGUCGGAUAAAGACGUUAAUUGGUCACUUCUCAAUGUUGUAGCAAAAACAUAUUUAAAGUAACGGUUUAUUUUUGUCUCCAGGGAAUCAUCAGCCUUAACAUUUGCGUAGCAGUUAGCGCAAAUAUGAACAAAAUACAGUAUUUAUCUGAAUUUACCAUUUAGACAAUAAACAUUAACACUCAUUUACAAUAAGAAAACACCAUUACAUGUAAAACACACGUCCAUAAAUCUUCCAUUUAUUCACGUUAACCUCAUUUAUAGGGUUCACUGUGCUCAUGCUAACGUUUCUUAUAUUUAUAUCACGGUGACAGUUUUUAUCGUCUACACCUGGACAAUAAAUAAACAGGUAAAUUUACAUCAUCAGGCACAAACCGGACGUGAAUUUCUCAUUUGCGUCUAUGCUGUCAGAUAUAUAUCGUGAAAACUUGCACUGAGAUAAAAAUAUGUAGCUCAUCAUUCGUCUCUUGUUGCCAAAUUAUUCCUCAUUGGCCAAAUUUUCUUGCACUUCCUAUGCAUCUAAUACUUUAAUAUCCUCAUUUCAGUAAGAAAAUAAAAUAUGCAAA
Molecule: messenger RNA, 3090 nt
Organism: Sphaeramia orbicularis (orbiculate cardinalfish)
Lineage: Eukaryota; Metazoa; Chordata; Actinopteri; Kurtiformes; Apogonidae
Product: peptidyl-prolyl cis-trans isomerase C-like
Exons: 6
Coding region: 107-718 (203 amino acids)
Biological process (GO): protein folding; protein peptidyl-prolyl isomerization
Cellular component (GO): intracellular membrane-bounded organelle; cytoplasm
Molecular function (GO): peptidyl-prolyl cis-trans isomerase activity; cyclosporin A binding
Source: RefSeq, a predicted model, not a curated record